UAAAUUCCUCCGAUGGGGUAAAUAACGUUCUCCACUCAAAAGCCCUAAUCUUUAUUCCUCUCGUCGCUCGCAACUCUCAAAGCUCGUACCUUUCCCUUUUCCUCAAAUUUUCCCGAGAAAAUCCGAUCCCGAACAUAAUGGGUUCGAAGUCGAAUCCCGGCCAUCCUCACUCAGGCGACGGCGCCAGCCCUGGAAAGAUCUUCAUUGGUGGAUUAGCAAAAGACACUACAUAUGCUACGUUUACCAAGCACUUUGGGAAAUAUGGAGAGAUAGUGGACUCAGUGAUAAUGAAAGAUCGCUUCACGGGUACGCCUAGGGGCUUUGGGUUUAUAACCUACGCUGAUCCAUCAGUUGUUGAUACAGUUAUUGAGGAAACUCAUGUUAUCAAUGGAAAGGAGGUUGAGAUCAAGAGAACCAUUCCGAAAGGUCAAGGGCAAUCAAAGGAUUUUAGGACAAAGAAGAUAUUUGUGGGUGGCAUUCCAUCAUCAGUCUCUGAGGAUGAGUUGAAAAGUUUCUUCUCUGAGUAUGGGAAAGUGGUAGAACACCAGAUCAUACGAGAUCAUGAGACCAAUCGAUCUCGAGGCUUUGGGUUUGUAAUUUUUGACAAUGAGGAAGUUGUUGAUGAAUUAUUAUCUAAAGGAAACAUGAUUGAUAUGGCGGGUACCCAGGUGGAGAUCAAGAAAGCUGAACCAAAGAAAGCCUCAAAUCCACCAUCUGCUCCUGCAUAUGGUAGCAAUUCUAGGGCUCGUUCUUUUAAUGAUGGCUUUGGUGGAUAUGGCAGUUCUUAUGGUGGUUUUGAUGGAGGGUUUGGCCCUGGACCCUAUAGGACACCAGGUGGUCUUGGUGGUAGAUAUGGUGGUGGUUAUGGCUACGGUUAUGGUAGUGAUAGUGGGGAAUUUGGCAGUGGUUAUGGGAGUUUUGGCAGCAGUAGCUUAGGUGGCUAUCGUGGUGAGUCUUCUCUUGGUUAUUCUAGCCGCUUUGGACCAUAUGGUGGUGGUUAUGGUGGGGGCUAUGGUGCGAGUGGUUUAGGUGGUUAUGGCCGAGGCGGUGAAGGCUAUGGAAGUUAUGGAGGUUCAAACUAUGGUGGUGGUGGCUAUGACUCUUAUCCUGGUGCUACUUAUGGUGGAGGAGCAGGUGGACCAUAUGGAAGGGGGGGAUAUAGUAGCAGUAGUCGGUACCACCCCUAUGGAAGGUAGAAAUAGACGGCGAUAGCCGCUACCAUCCCUAUGCAGGAUAGUGAUGAAGGAUUUCCGAUGCAUUUGCUUAAGCUUUUCCCUAGAAGUUUCACACAGGUUGCUUAGAUUUGUGUCUGGCACUCAGUUAGGCACUUUCUUGGAACCGCUAGAGGCUCCCUAUCGUUGCAGUUUGGGAAACUUUUAUGGCCAGAAGAGUUUAUUAGUCGAUUUCUAUAUUGUAUGGUGUAGAAAAACUAUGUAGAUUGAAACACUUGGUGUCUGCUACAACGUCUUGUAGUGUCAUUUUGAUUUAGUAUGUUGUAGACUAUAGUAUCGUAUUAUGGAGUUUAUUACAGUAUAAUUAGUUAUCUA
Pyrus x bretschneideri (Chinese white pear) is the source of this 1547-nucleotide messenger RNA. Its product is annotated as heterogeneous nuclear ribonucleoprotein 1. Gene Ontology annotation, molecular function: RNA binding. Gene Ontology annotation, biological process: regulation of gene expression. The transcript has 6 exons. Bases 138 to 1196 code for a protein of 352 amino acids. NCBI's taxonomy places the organism in Eukaryota, Viridiplantae, Streptophyta, Magnoliopsida, Rosales, Rosaceae. The record is from RefSeq and is a predicted model, not a curated record. Gene Ontology annotation, cellular component: nucleoplasm.